AUGGGCAGUGCCAGUAGUAAAGCCGAUGACGCAAACCCCAAGAAUUUAGACCAGACGCAGGGACAAUCUGGUUAUAAUGAUGGCAAACAGCAGUCACAAGAGUAUUAUAAUCAUCCAGCCCAACAGAAUAGCCACAUGGAGGCCAUGGAUGUAGACGUGGAUCUACCACUUGAUGCUACGACGUCUAGUGUAUCAUACAUGGAUGGAGAAAUGACGUCAUUAGGUCAUUUGGAAGUAAAUGAGACCGAAAAGAACAAGAGAAACAGUGCACAAAUGUCAUUAGAUACAACAGUCCUACCACCUAGGGAAGAUGUCGUCCCGAUGGUAUUCAAGUGGGAACAUGGAGGACGGAAUGUCUUUAUUACGGGCACAUUCAAUGGUUGGGAUAAACAAUGUCCUAUGCAUCGAUCAGGCAAUGAUUUUACUUAUAUUGCCAACCUUACAAGAGGGAAGCAUAUGUAUAAGUUUGUCGUUGAUGAUGACUGGCGGUUUGCACCAGAUCAACUCACGAUGGCAGAUGUCGAAGGCAAUGUGAAUAAUUUCGUGGAUGUGUCGGAGUUUGCACCACUGGCUGAUUUUGAGGGCAAGAAUAAAAUACAGGAUGAUGAUGAUGAUCCUGAGAACCCGUAUUCGCGGUACAUUCCCGAGAUUGACGAGUACACGAAGGAACCACCUCCACUUCCACCGCAUUUGCGGCACAUUAUCUUGAACAAAGCGCCACCGACCGUUGAUGGUCGCUUGCUGCCUGUGCCGCAGCACGUGGCACUCAACCAUCUCUACUGCACAGCAAUCAAGGAUGGCAUGAUGGUGCUUGGUAUCACUAACCGCUACAAGCAAAAGUUUGUGACGACCGUUUAUUAUAGCCUCAUGCCUGGCGCAAACUAG
Molecule: messenger RNA, 885 nt
Organism: Peronospora belbahrii
Lineage: Eukaryota; Oomycota; Peronosporomycetes; Peronosporales; Peronosporaceae
Source: the annotation of a GenBank genome assembly